Daldinia decipiens is the source of this 1983-nucleotide messenger RNA. RefSeq names its product FolC bifunctional protein. The transcript has 4 exons. Gene Ontology annotation, biological process: folic acid-containing compound biosynthetic process. NCBI's taxonomy places the organism in Eukaryota, Fungi, Ascomycota, Sordariomycetes, Xylariales, Hypoxylaceae. Gene Ontology annotation, cellular component: mitochondrion; cytoplasm; cytosol. The record is from RefSeq and is a predicted model, not a curated record. Gene Ontology annotation, molecular function: tetrahydrofolylpolyglutamate synthase activity; ATP binding; dihydrofolate synthase activity. The coding region runs from base 1 to 1983 and encodes 660 amino acids.
AUGGUGACCCUUGGGUUAGCACGAAUUAGCGCUCUGGUCAAGUCGACGCCACAGACAUGGAAAGCCAUCCAUGUUGCUGGAACGAACGGCAAGGGUUCGAUAUGCGCAUACCUAACUGCCAUGUUGCGCGCCAAUCAGAUCUCAUGUGGUAGAUUUACCUCGCCUCAUCUCAUAAACCCUCGGGAUUGUAUCACUAUUAAUGAUAGCAUCGUGUCUGAGAGCAAGUUCAGGUACUUCGAGGAUUUAGUCAAGAGGAGAAACACGGAGCAGAAGAUUGGCGCUAGUGAGUUCGAGCUUCUCACGGCUACGGCCUUUGAGAUAUUCGAAUCCGAGAAGGUCGAGUUUGGCAUAAUCGAAGUAGGGUUAGGCGGAACUCUUGAUGCUACGAACGUAUUAAAACACAAGUGUGUCACCGUCAUUUCCAAAAUAGGCCUCGACCACCAAUCGUUUCUGGGCAAUACCAUUGAGGAGAUUGCUCGUCAAAAGGCAGGAAUCAUGAGGAAAGAUGUCCCUUGUGUUGUUGAUGGCAGCAACUCGAAGUCUGUUCUAGAUGCUCUACAGAAACAUGCUGAAGAGACAGGUAACAGCAUUAUUUUUGCAGAUGCCAAGUCCAAUGAGCUCGUGAACAAGUUACGAGAUUUCCUCGAACCACAUCAACAACAAAAUCUGGCAUGUGUAUAUGAAGCUUUCAGAUUGGCAUUUCCGCAGCAUGCUGUCUCCACGGAGAGCCUCGCCUCUGCUGCCCGGAAUGUAGUAUGGCCAGGCAGGUUGCAGUGGGUGAGCAUUGAAAAGGUUACAAAUAGAAAGGGUAAUAUUUUACUUGAUGGGGCUCAUAACCCUCAGUCCGCGGAAGCACUCUCCGGCUUUGUUCAAAAACACCUACGGUCCCAAAACAAACCAGUCACCUGGGUACUUGCCGCCACUCGAGGAAAAGACGUAUCAGAAAUGCUAAAACUGAUGCUACGCGAUGGUGAUUCCAUAGCAGCAGUCGAGUUCGGCCCUGUUGAUCAGAUGCCCUGGGUCCAGCCCACAAGUUCGACAGAUCUACUUGACACCGCGAGCAAAUGUGGCGUUGCGAUUUCGUCACAGUUCGACGCAUCUGCAAAUGUACGCUCAGCUCUCGAGUGGGCAAGCCAGACCGCGAACGAAGGGCCGCUUGUUAUUGCAGGAAGCCUCUAUCUAGUCUCGAAUAACGAAUAUACAAUUACCAUAAGCCACACGAUGUCUCCAAGCCCGCCCGAACAUUUAAUCAUCGUAUGCUGCCAUGGAAUCUGGCUUGGUGGUCCCGCGCGAGGCUAUGACGAAAAUGAAUGGCUCAUCGCCGCAUUUCAAAAAGGCGAAACACCAACUUUCAUUGAGCAUAUCAAGACUGGGCUACAGGCCUUGAAAGAGAACCAGAAUUCCAUUUUAAUGUUUUCCGGCGGGCCUACAAGAAAGGAAACUCGCCUAUCCGAAGCUCGCAGUUAUGCGAAUCUCGCUAUCGCCAAUGAUUUCUUCGGUAUUCUCACCGAAGAUGAAACUGUAGACAGGUUGCACAGCGAAGAGCGAGCAUUGGAUUCUUAUUGCAACGUCUUAUUCUCGCUCACCAAGUUCUGGUCUGGCUACGGGGCAUGGCCGGCAACGAUUACAAUAGUUAGCCACGCUUUUAAACGCGAGCGUCUGGUCGACUGCCAUUGUGGUGCUAUUGGAUUUCCUCUAAACCGGAUUAGUUUUGUCGGCGUGGAUCCGCCUGGUAUGGUCGAUGGAAUAAACGAGGCUGCUAUCAAAGGUAUCGUUGAAGCUAUUACCCAAUGGAAAGAGGAUCCUCAUGGUAAAGGCGAGCUUCUUGCUGGUAAGCGUAGGAAAAGAAACCCGUGGAACGUACCCCAGACACUCUUCCUUAAUGAAGACGAUCGGAUUCGCAGUGGCUUACACGGAGAGAAACCGGUUUGCGAAAGGGGUCAUAUCCUCUUUUUUUCGCAGCCGUCCGUGGUGCAGCCAUAG